CAAAAAGCCUUUCCCUCGAGUAUCACAUAUACACAAUACAAAGAUUUCGUACAUAUGACAAAUAUGAGCAGAACUUAUUUCAUCCUCUUCGUCUUCGUUUUGAUUUCAGCAACGGAUAAGGGUAAGAUCGUGGGAGCUAUAAGACGCGACAUAAAAGCGCAACAAUGCGUGUCAGGUUUAGGGGAAUGCAAAAGCGAAGAUGAUUGCGCGCUUCAGUGCUCACUGUUGUUUCCCGGUUCUCAUGAAACGUCGUCGUUUUGUGACAGAGAACCUCAUCUCCCUAGAUUAUGCUUGUGCUUUCAUGAUUAUAUUGAUCGAGAAGUUGCUCCGAUUUUCGACCCAGGUACCACCUUAAAGCAGAUGGAAGAAAAAUCGGGGGAAUCUGUUAAUCAAUAUGCUGCUGAUAUAUCUUCAAUAAAAGCAGCACAAGAACGGAUCAGCCCGUAUGUGAAUAAAACUUCAGUCUUAUCUUCCGAAACGCUAAAUUCGAUAUCUGGAAGAAAGCUUUACUUCAAAUGUGAAUGCUUCCAGAAAGGUGGAGCUUUCAAAUUUAGAGGGGCCUGCAAUGCCGUAUUUUCACUUACUGAUGAUGAGGCAGCUAAAGGGGUGGUGACUCAUAGCAGUGGUAACCAUGCUGCGGCACUUUCUUUGGCUGCAAAGCUUAGAGGGAUACCUGCGCAUAUAGUCAUCCCUAAAAAUGCUCCAAAAUGCAAAGUUGAGAAUGUCGUACGUUAUGGUGGUCGGGUUAUAUGGAGUGAGGCCACAGUGCAAUCCAGAGAAGAGAUAGCUGCAAAGGUUUUACGAGAAACGGGUGCUGUUCUUAUUCAUCCAUAUAAUGACCGUCGUAUAAUUAGUGGGCAAGGAACCAUAUCUCUGGAGCUUUUGGAUGAAAUUCCUCAAAUCGACACUAUAAUUGUUCCAAUAAGCGGAGGCGGGUUGAUUUCAGGGGUGGCAUUAGCUGCCAAGUCCAUUAAUCCCACAAUCCGAAUAUUAGCUGCCGAACCAAAGGGAGCAAACGAUGCUGCUCGUUCCAAAGACUCGGGAGCCAUUGUCACAUUACCCGAGACCAAGACCAUAGCCGAUGGUCUUCGAGCUUUUCUUGGAACUCUCACAUGGCCUGUUGUUCGAGAUUUGGUGGACGAAGUCAUUGUUGUCGAGGAUAAUGAGAUAAUUGAAGCUAUGAGAUUGUGUUAUGAGAUUCUGAAAGUUGCAGUCGAGCCAAGUGGGGCCAUUGGGCUUGCGGCUGUUCUAUCUGACAGUUUCAAGAAUAAAGCUGCCUGGAAAGACUGCAACAAUGUGGGCAUAAUUCUUUCAGGUGGCAAUGUGGAUUUGGAUGUGCUUUGGAAGUCCUUACAUAAAUGUGUUUGAACGCCAUGUUUUCUUAACAGGCACUCUUUUCACAAAGUACGUAUUUUUUCUACUUGUGGAACUUUCUGAGAUUUCAAGCUAAAUACUUGAUUUAAUUAAUUUGAACAAUAACCCUUUGUAUUAGUGUCAUACUGGCUGUUUAAACUGUCUAUUAUGUAAAACUUACCAUUUAUACAGCCAAGUUUUUGUUGUUAUUAUUGCUAUUAUUUAAUUGCAAGAUAUAUGCAGUAACAAGACCAGUUCUUUCUUUUGUGUUGCCUAGUAAUGAAAAAUAAUGAAACCAAAGUAGUUUUCCAUGAUACUGCAAUCAAUUUGGAUUCAGUUUGUUUGAUACAAAAAGUACGACACGAGAAUUUCUUGAUAAAAUCAAUGAAUGACAAGAAUGUGCGCAAAAUGGAAGUUAGUAGGAAGUGUACACAUUAAGGAUAUAAGAAGGCUGUUCUAAUUGAGUGUCUUAG
This is a messenger RNA of Striga asiatica, 1826 nucleotides long. The record is from the annotation of a GenBank genome assembly. Lineage: Eukaryota; Viridiplantae; Streptophyta; Magnoliopsida; Lamiales; Orobanchaceae.